AUGAAGACAGAUGGUGGAGGAUAUAUUCUUAUUGGAAAAAUAAACAAGUCCGUCAUAUGGUCGGUUCCGUCCAGUGAUGAUCCAGUUAAACCAUUUGGUAAACCUCACUGGUGCAGUUCAUUCGGUGAGGUUAAUAUUAUUGAUUUCAGGGUUCAGAUGGCUUCUAAAGAAAAUUUUGCAACAACAAAGGCUCAUUGGUAAGAAUAACUAUGAAUAGAGGCUAGCGUUAAAAAUUUUUUAAACGUUGACAUUAAAUUAUUUUAAGGUGGCUCCUUACUGUUUUUCAGCAAGAGGAAAAUUUACGGUUUAGGGCGUAAUUUUUUAAUAAUUCGUAAAAUUCGUGUUGAAAAGCAAACAGUGUCUGAAAUAGAAAAUACUAUAUCUGAAUAGUUUAUUUUUUACCAAUAUUGAUGUUACUUCCGUUGCUAUGGUAACCAUUACAUUUCAUUACAACCUAUUUUGUUGGCUUUAAACAGAUUUAGCUGCAAAAUAAGAGUGUAACUGACGGUGUGACUAAGGCGUGACCGACGCAUUGCAAACGAAACGGAGUGAAACAGGAUAAUACUAUAUAGCUAUUACAUAACACAUAUUUUACUUAAAUGAACAUUUUAUUUCGUUUUAUUAAACGUAAGCACAAAUUCAGUAAGGUUUGUUUCUAAAAUUUCUAAGGUAAUCAAAUUCAAGGAAGAUGACGUCAGUGUUAAGUUGUUCCUAAUUUGAUAUUCAAUUUCGUAACCUGUUUCACGAUGUUUGUUUUCAUUGCAUCUGAAAAUCUGAAAUUAUUUGCCGUUUACAGCGCUAAACGCAUGCAAAUCUUUCAUAAAAGACAAGGAAUACAGUAUAUUUUUUAGACUUGUCAUAUAAUAAAUAUCCUAUAUAUUGAAUAUGGUUCGACAAACAAAAUGUUUAUGUCUACAGACUACAAGAUGCAAUACAAUGUCGACACAUUAUCCUGAGUUUUGGCCAAAUCUACGAAAAACGAGCAAAAAAAAAACAGUCAUUGAGUAAAUUAUGUAGUUGUUCUAAGCCAAUCAGAAUGCAUAAAACGCGCGUCAUCACAUGAAAUUUUUGAGCAAACAUUUAGGAAUCAUAUGAGGUCACUUCAGAGCUUUGCUGCCUGCGGUUUUUGUUUUCUUCCAUGGAAUAGAUAUAUAUUGUUCUUAAAUAAAUUCUUUUCAACUUCCUCGUGCGGAUUUUGGAUCAAUUGCGUGAUUGCGAAGAUCUAUAGGUCUUCAAGCUUUGCCUUGCACAAAGCUUGAAUAUUAUCCCUUGAAUUUGUAGGCUUCGAACGGAUUAGCGCAUUUAAAAGUUUUUCAAAUCGAGGUUUGAGAGGUUUUAUUUUUUAAAAGUUUUAAUUAACUCGUUUUUCGUCAAUUUGGUCGACCUCAGGAUAUUUAACAGUUAUUCUACGAAUUCGAGUCGAAUAUGAGCUGAUAGCCGAUGAGGCGCGUAGCGCCGAAUCGGCUAUCGCUUAUAUUCGACGAGAGUGAGUGGAAUAACUGUUUUAUUAUAUACACAAGAUCUGAAUUCACAGACUUUGCUUUUCGGAUAUUUUCAAUAUUUUUCUAUUUUGUUUAUGUUUUAAUCUUCGCUCUUUCGGCCGAUUAUUUUUUCAAAAAUAUAUAUUUUUGACCAUUUUAAAUUUUAAAAAUUCAUUUGCUAACCUGUAAACAAUUUGUGGAAGUUUCUUCAUUGUGUUUUUUAUCCUGUAAAAGCUAUAAAAAGCGAACAACUUGCCGUUUUCUCGUUCGCAAACGUCGGAAAUUCAGUUUGAGCCGCCAUUUUGCUUUUCUCUACUAGCAGGAUAUGAUCUAAUAUCCUGCUAGUAGAGAACCAAUCAGAUUGCAGAAUACCCCAUAUCCAGACCUUGCGUAUAUAAUAAUAAUAAAUAUGUGUCAGCAACUUUCGUCUUUUCUGAUUUAGUUGUUUGUUGAUUAACUUUGCAGGGCUUAUAGAUUACAUAAUCCUCGCAAGCUGAAAAACCUCAUGAUUAUCGACAAAGGUUGUUCUCCAAAUUCGCCGGGUAUCGGAGAUGUUGAAAAUGUGAAAAACUUGGCGACAGGAGAUAUACUUACCACCACUUUUCGAUGCUCAAAAUUUGGUAUCGGUCAUCACCCGAGUUCAAAUACUGGAUGG
This is a messenger RNA of Paramuricea clavata, 2136 nucleotides long. The record is from the annotation of a GenBank genome assembly. NCBI's taxonomy places the organism in Eukaryota, Metazoa, Cnidaria, Anthozoa, Malacalcyonacea, Plexauridae.